GACAGAGAGAGACAGAGAGAGGGUGGGAGCUUCCUCUCACUCUACAGUAUGUGAUCACUGGUCUGCUGCAUUACUCUACAAUGCCAUUUCUCUGUAGUCCUCCCUCUCUCCUCCGCUCUAUCUCUCUGUGAGCAGUAAUCUCCAGUCGCUCUCGCUGCCUCACAGCUUUCUGCGCUGCCACAGCACGUCUCUCCCCCCUCUGCUCCACUCUCUCCCCAGUGAGGAUGACAUCCCCGAAUUUGAUGAACCAGCGAAGCUCUCAUUCUGGCUGGUGGCUUCCGAGGGAGACCCCACAUGAACGGGCUUACUGGACGAGGAGGUGCCGCGUCUAAGGAGCUUCGUAGAAAAGCUGUCAGCUGUAGCAGUCUCUGAAUCAGUGACUGCAUCCAUCAACUCUAAACAAGACUCCUUUGGAAACGCCGCAUCAAAAACACUAAACAGACAGAAUUGCCGGACACAUGUCACAGGUUGAGCAGGAGAUCUCACUUGUCCACAGAAAGAUGUCUGACCUUGAGUCUGUGCUGCAGCAGAAGGAUAUAGAGUUGAAGGCGUCAGAGAGCCAGAGGACCAUCCUGGAACAGGACCUGGCAACCUACAUCACAGAAUGCACUAGUCUAAAGCGCAGUUUGGAACAGGCUCGCAUGGAGGUGACGCAGGAGGACGAUAAAGCUCUGCAGCUCCUCCAUGACAUCCGGGAGCAGAGCAACAAGCUUCAGGAGAUCAAAGAGCAGGAGUAUCAUGCCCAGCUGGAGGAGAUGCAAGUGUCCAUCAGACAGCUGGAGGAGGACCUGUCUGCUGCCCGUCGCCGCAGCGACCUGUAUGAGUCUGAGCUGAAAGAGUCUCGUCAGUCCAGCGAGGAGCUGAAGAGGAAAGCUGCCGACUACCAGCACAGGAUGCAGAAGGUCAAAGAACAAGGCAAAGCAGAUGCAGAGGAGCAGGUCACCAAGUUGGAGAAGUCCAGCGGCGAGCAGCAGACCAGGAUCCAGGAGCUUCAAGAGAAGCUUGCCAAGUCGCUAAAGGCCAGCGCUGAUGCUACAGACCUCCUGCAGAGUAUGAGAGCAGCCAAAGAGCGAAUGGAGCGAGAUCUGGAGAGGCUACAGAACAAGGAAGACUCCAGUGACAGCCUGCGGAGACGCCUCCGUGAGACUGAGGAUGGUAGGAAGACUCUGGAGAACCAGGUGAAGAGGCUGGAGAUUGUCGAUCGCCGGGAGACUAAACUGAAGGACGAGAUCCAGAGCAAGGCUCAGCAGAUUCAGCAGAUGGCAGAUAAGAUUCUGGCGCUGGAGGAGAACCUGCGAGAGACCAACGGCACAGCGCAGCGGUUAGAGACUCAUCUGAAGCAGAAGGAGAAGCUCUAUGAAGACAAGAUAAAGGUGUUGGAGGCCCAGAUGAAAGCGGACAUGGCCGAUAAGGAGAUGCUGGAGUCCAGUCAGAGCAAAUAUGAGGAGGAGGUGCGGGAGAAGUGCGGCGUCAUCAGCGAACAGAAGGCGACCAUAAAUGCUAUGGACUCAAAGAUGAACAGCCUGGAGCAGAGAAUUGCCGAGCUGUCCGAGGCCAACAAACUGGCAGCCAACAGCAGCAUCUACACCCAGAAAAACAUCAUGUGUGGUCUUGACAGGAAAGCUCAGGAGGAGAUGAUCUCAGAGCUUCGCCAACAGAAGUUCUACUUGGAGUCUCAGGCUGGGAAGUUGGAGGCCCAGAACGCCAAACUGGAGGAGCAUCUAGAGAAAAUGAGUCAGCAGGAACAAAGCAAUAAGAGCCGAGUGCAGGAGCAGGAAACUCGGCUCCGAGAGAUUGGAAUGGAGCACGAGGAGCAGAAGCUGGAGAUUAAGCAGCAGGUGUCAGAUCUGACCCUGUCGCUGCAGGAGCGCGAAUCCCAGAUCAGCAACCUGCAGGCCGCUCGCCACGCUGUGGAGAACCAACUGCAGCAGGCCAAGUCUGAGCUGGAGGAUACCACAGCAGAGGCUGAGGAGGAGAUCACUGUGCUCAGAGCACACAGAGAUGAGAUACAACGCAAGUUUGAUGCUCUGAGAGACAGCUGUGCGGUGAUCACAGACCUGGAGGAGCAGCUGACCGCACUGACUCAAGAGAACGCCGAGCUCAACCGCCAGAACUUCUACCUUUCCAAGCAGCUGGAUGAAGCUUCUGACGAGAGAGAAGACCGGCUGCACCUCGGCCAGGAUGUGGACCGGCUGCGUCGGGAGGUGGCCGACCGUGAAAUGCACCUUAACAACCAGAAGCAGAACCUGGAGACACUGAAGACCACGUGCACCAUGCUGGAGGAGCAGGUUCUGGAGCUGGAGACCCUGAACGACGAGCUACUUGAGAAGGAGAGACAGUGGGAGGCCUGGAGGUCAACACUGGAGGAUGAGAAGAACCAGGCAGAGAGGAGGACCAGGGACAUCCAGAGGCUGCUGGACACAGAGAAACAGAACAGGCUUCGUUCAGAGCAGCGCAGCUCGGAGUCUCGCCAAGCGGUGGAACUGGCCGUUAAGGAGCACAAAGCGGAGAUCCUGGCGCUGCAGCAGGCCCUCGCAGACCAGAAGGUCAAAGCUGAGAGCCUAACGGACACGUUGAAUGAUCUGGAGAAGAAGCACGCCAUGCUGGAGAUGAACGCCCACAGUCUGCAGCAAAAGCUGGAGAGUGAGAGGGAUCUGAAGCAGAGGAUGCUGGAGGAGCAAGAGAAGCUGCAGCAGCAGAUGGACGCCCAGAAGACCCACAUCUUCCGUCUGACCCAGGGGCUGCAGGACGCUCUGGACCAGACGGACCUGCUGAAGACUGAAAGGACAGACCUGGAAUACCAGCUGGAGAACAUCCAGCUCCACCUGCAGGCUGUGUACUCCCAUGAGAAGGUGAAAAUGGAGGGGACCAUCACCCAGCAGACCAAACUCAUAGACUUCCUGCAGGCUCAGGCCCACGGCGGCUCCAAGAAGAAGAAGGGUCUGUUUGGACGUCGUCGAGAGGACCUGCUGGCUGCCAUGGCUGCUCAGGCCCAGAGUCAGAGUCAGAGUCAGAGUCAAGGCCAGGUGUCCCCCGUGCCCUCCAUCCAGCCGGUGCCUCUGCAGUACAGCGACAUGAAGCUAGCUCUGGACAAAGAGCGCACUCGCUGCACUGACCUGGAAGAGGCCCUGCAGAAGAUGAGAGCGGAGCUGCGAUCUCUGAGAGAGGAAGCGCUCCAGUAUAAGGAUCACGGUAACUCUGCCAACCCGGCGGCAGCACGGCAGCAGAUGAUUAUGUCUGCCAUGGUGAAGUCUCCUGAGCACCAGCAGGGCCCGGCCAACCUGGCGCCCUCCAACUCAGAGCGCAGGAAGGCGACUGCAACACCGGAAGAGAGAAGGAGGGUCACUUUUGAAAAGUUUAGCCGUCGUUUGAAGGACAGUCAGAGAGACCGAGAGAGGGAGAGAGAGAGGGUGCUGCACCACAACACCGCUCACCGCUUCACAGUGGGACUCAACAUGAGAGCUGCCAAGUGCACCGUGUGCCUGGACACGGUGCACUUUGGGCGCCAAGCUGCUACCUGUCUCGAAUGUCACGCUUUGUGCCACCCAAAAUGCUCCCCCUGCCUCCCAGCCACGUGUGGCAUGUCCAGCGACUGCUCCCUGCACCUGUCGGAGGGUCUGUGUCGGGACAAAGGCAGCUCCCCGGGCCAACAGCUCAAAGAGGCCAGCGGACACAUGCACCUGGAGGGCUGGAUGAAGCAGCCCAGGAAUGGGAAGCGAGGCCAGGGCUGGGAGAGAAAAUAUAUGAUCCUGGAUGGGACUAAAGUGUCCAUCUACGAGAUCGAGCCCAGAGAAGACGUGAAGCCGCUGGAGGAGUUUGACUUGUGUUUGACAGACGGAGAGGUUGUUGUUCAUGGAGCCGUGGGGGCGUCUGAGCUGCCCAACACCUCCAAGUCAGAGGUUCCCUACGUCCUGAAGCUGGAGUCCCGUUGUCACCCCCCCUGCUGGCCCGGACAGUCCAUUUACUUCAUGGCUCCCAGUUUCCCAGACAAGCAGCGCUGGGUGGCCGUCAUGGAGUCCGUGGUGGCCGCGGGCCGAGCCUCCCGGGAGAAGGCCGAGGCCGACGCAAAGCUGCUCGGAAACUCCCUCCUGAAGCUGGAGGGCGACGACAGACUGGACAUUAACUGCACCCUCCCCCUCACAGAUCAGAUCGUGCUGGUGGGCUCUGAAGAGGGUCUGUACGCCCUGAAUGUGAUCAAGAACUCUCUGACUCACAUCCCCGGCCUGGGAUCAGUCUUUCAGAUCCACAUCAUCAAAGAUCAGGAGAGGCUGCUGAUGAUUGUUGGGGAGGAGCGGGCGUUGUGUCUGGUGGAGAUUAAGAGGGUGAAGCAGUCUCUGGCUCAGUCCCACCUGCCCAGCCAGUCUGAACUGGCUCCCUACAUCUUCGAGACGGUGAAGGGCUGCCAUCUGUUCGCUGCCGGGAGAAUAGACAACGGGCCGUGUAUCUGUGCUGCUAUGCCGAACAAGAUCACCAUUCUGCGCUACAACGACAAUCUCAACAAAUACUGCAUUCGUAAGGAGAUCGAGACUCUGGAGCCCUGCAGCUGCGUGCACCUGACCAGCUACAGCAUCAUCAUCGGCACCAACAAGUUCUACGAGAUCGAGAUGAAGCAGUUUGUGCUCGAGGAGUUCCUGGAUAAGAACGACGUGUCUCUGGCCUCCGCGGUGUUCGCAGCCUCGUCCCACAGUUUCCCCAUCGCCAUCAUGCAGGUGGCCAGCAGCAUGCAGAAGGAGGAGUACCUGCUGUGUUUUCACGAGUUUGGAGUGUUUGUGGACACGUACGGACGGAGAAGCCGCACUGAGGACAUUAAGUGGAGCCGCCUGCCUCUGUCCUUCGCCUACAGAGAGCCCUACCUGUUCGUCACCUACUUCAACUCCCUGGACGUCAUCGAGGUUCAGGGACACGCUUCUCUGGGGCCUGCCGUGCUGGCUCACCUGGACAUCCCCAACCCUCGCUACCUGGGCCCGGCCAUCUCCUCCGGGGCCAUUUAUCUGGCCUCCUCCUACCAGAACAAGCUGCGCGUCAUCUGCUGCAAGGGAAGCCUGAUCCGAGAGUCCGGAGAUCUGCAGAGGACCGGCUCCAGCAGAGGCAGUCCCAGUAAGCGCGGCCCGCCCACCUACACGGAGCACAUCUCCAAGCGUUUGACCUCGGGCCCCGGCAGCCAUGACGGUUUGCAUCGGGAGCCCAGCACGCCCCAUCGUUACCGGGAGGGCCGCACCGAGUUCAGACGGGACAAGUCUCCCGCCCGACCGCUGGACCGCGAGAAGUCGCCGGGCAGGGUGCUCGACGGCCGCAGGGAGAGAUCGCCCGGGAGGUUCGGAGACAGCGGCCGGCUUCACGCCGGGUCGGUCCGGACUCAGCUCGCCCCCGUCAACAAGGUUUGGGAUCAGUCAUCGGUGUGAAUCAAGCUCCGCGCUGCUCCUGACGAGGUUGAAGAGAAACUUUGGGAAACCCCUCUUUGGGAAAUCAACUCUGAGUGCAAACACACACACACACACACACACACACACACACACGUCU
This is a messenger RNA of Cottoperca gobio, 5520 nucleotides long. RefSeq names its product citron rho-interacting serine/threonine kinase b (gene citb). The record is from RefSeq and is a predicted model, not a curated record. Bases 459 to 5402 code for a protein of 1647 amino acids. NCBI's taxonomy places the organism in Eukaryota, Metazoa, Chordata, Actinopteri, Perciformes, Bovichtidae. The transcript has 40 exons.